CAAUGGUUGAUACAAGAAACCCAAAAGCUUACCAAACCAGAAGAAUGACGUUUUCUGCGUGUCAUAGAUUAAAUAGCCCUUUUCUCGAUGAAGCAGAAAACGAGGAAGUUUAUGGAAAAUGUAACCACAUAAAUGGUCAUGGGCACAAUUAUAUGGUGAAAGUAACCCUCUUUGGGGAAAUUGACACUAAAACAGGGAUGAUACUCAAUAUGACUGAACUGAAAAGGUACAUGGAGCAAGCUAUAAUGAAUCUUUUGGAUCAUAAAAACUUAGACAAAGAUGUUGAAUAUUUCAAGAAUCGACCCAGUACGACUGAGAACCUUACAGUUUUCGUUUGGAAUCAGAUGAAAAGGGUUAUGGAGAAACCUGAUUUGUUGUAUGAAGUUGAGAUUUUUGAAACGGAAAAUAAUAUUGUGAGGUAUAGAGGGGAAUGAAUAUUUAUUAU
Messenger RNA from Zophobas morio, 445 nucleotides. RefSeq names its product 6-pyruvoyl tetrahydrobiopterin synthase-like. Lineage: Eukaryota; Metazoa; Arthropoda; Insecta; Coleoptera; Tenebrionidae. Gene Ontology annotation, molecular function: 6-pyruvoyltetrahydropterin synthase activity. The record is from RefSeq and is a predicted model, not a curated record. The transcript is spliced from 3 exons. Gene Ontology annotation, biological process: tetrahydrobiopterin biosynthetic process. The coding region runs from base 3 to 434 and encodes 143 amino acids. Gene Ontology annotation, cellular component: mitochondrion.